Molecule: messenger RNA, 159 nt
Organism: Racocetra persica
Lineage: Eukaryota; Fungi; Glomeromycota; Glomeromycetes; Diversisporales; Gigasporaceae
Source: the annotation of a GenBank genome assembly
UCUGAAGUUAAUAUGAUUAACAUAGAUAAACUUAAACUAUUAAAUGUUCCUGUUGCAAAAAUUCUAGUGAUACAUACAGGCAGUAAUAAAGCUAAGAAAACUGAUUCUGGCAUGGUAUAUAGUCUCAAAGCCCAGAUUUUACUUGCAAAAAGAGCCCAA